AUGACCUCAGAGAAGAAAUCCGACGAGGAAAAAGCCUCGCCAGACCCUCCACGACCUCGAACAUCGUCCGACCUCCGCGUUACAUACGACCUUGGCAUCAACACGCAGAAUCUCUCGCCACGCGGUGCCGAGACGCGCAAACGCUCAUCUCGCUCCGACACGGACAUCUAUCGCGAACCGUUCUCACCUGUGCUUCUUCGUCGCCGCACCUCCCGCGCCGGGACAUUCAAAACCAUUGACGACUGCGAUGAGUUUGACACAUAUGGCGCGUUGCCGGGCUGGCAGCCUGGUUCUGAGCCCGGAUACGAUCCCGAACUGCCUGAUGGCGGGCACGCAUCUAUGCCUACACUCAGUGCGGAGUGUGACAUAACCGUGGUGGACUUCUCGUUGGAGCGCAUGGUGAAGCGGCAAUUUGAUAAUGAUACGUUUAUUGCGUUUCUGGAGAAGCCAAAGGAGAGCUGGGCAAAGUGUAGGUGGAUCAAUGUGAAUGGCUUGAGCUGGGAUGUUAUUCAGGCGGUGGGAACGAAGAAGGGGUUGCAUAAGCUUGCGCUGGAGGAUAUAAUGAAUGUGCGGAAUAGAACCAAGGCUGACUGGUACCCGAACCAUGCCUUCAUCAUUAUGACUCUUCAGAAGCUAGUACACAUUGUGGACGAUGACAGCAGUUCGACCUCUUCAAGCAGCAACCGAACUUACUCGACUAUCAAGCAGUGGUUCAAAAGCCUUGGCCGUAAGCCGCCAAAACAAAGUGAAAUGGACCCAGAGCAUCACAUCCGCGAUGCAAAUGGCGCCCCAAUCCUAUCAGACGGCUCAACUCUCCAAGAAACACACAUGAUGCGCUCCAUCCAGCGGUACCACGCUUCCGGAAACGAAGCCCGCACCGAAUACAUGGAGCGUCACUCGUCUCUCGCACCGUACAACAUGGCCGUCUCAGCCGAACAAGUCUCCAUCUUCCUCACCAACGACAAUACCGUGAUAUCCUUCUUCGAGACCUCCGCAGAAGACGUUGAGCGCCCAAUCGUCACCCGUCUCUCCACACCAGGCACCAUCCUCCGCGAAUCUUGCGACGCCUCCCUUCUCGUGCAAGCCAUCAUCGAUGCCAUCAUCGAUCUCGCCAUCCCCCUGACAGCGGUGUACACCGACAUCCUCGGCGACAUAGAGCUCGAUGUGCUCACGUCGCCCAGCAUCAGGCAAUGCCGCCUCCUGUACAUAUGUAUCAGCGAAAUCAACAAAAUGCUCCGCUACCUCAACCCCAUAGACAACCUCGUCAACGUCCUCCGCGACCACCGCACCUACAUGUCGCAGGAACAGGCAACCAGGGAAUUGGAAAAUCCAGCCAGCGGCGUCAUCGUCACACCACUUACCCAUACGUACCUGGGCGACGUGUUGGAUCACUGCAUCAUCAUCACAGAGGCAAUGGGCCAGCUGAAACAGAGCUCGGAGAAUCUGAUCAAUCUCAUAUUCAACACUAUUUCAGCGAACCAGAGCUCAUCGAUGCAGCAGUUGACCAUGGUGACCAUCAUUUUCUUGCCAUUGACAUUCAUCACUGGAUUUUUUGGACAAAAUUUCGCAGAGGAGGGGUUUCCGGAGAUUCAUCACGGGAUAUGGUACUUUUGGGCGUGUGCUGUCCCGACCGCCUUGGCAACCAUGAUUAUUCUCAUGCGGGAAAUGAUUUAUGCGUGGUUUGUAAAGGUUGUGCAGAGGCAGCGCAUCUUGUCGAGCCGGAAGAAGAAGAAGAGGCGGCCGAGGAGGCUGUAG
Molecule: messenger RNA, 1755 nt
Organism: Pochonia chlamydosporia 170
Lineage: Eukaryota; Fungi; Ascomycota; Sordariomycetes; Hypocreales; Clavicipitaceae
Product: CorA family metal ion transporter
Exons: 3
Coding region: 1-1755 (584 amino acids)
Biological process (GO): transmembrane transport; metal ion transport
Cellular component (GO): membrane
Molecular function (GO): magnesium ion transmembrane transporter activity; cobalt ion binding; cobalt ion transmembrane transporter activity
Source: RefSeq, a predicted model, not a curated record